AUCAACUCUCUCAACAAUCUUCACGAUGUUUCAGGGUCAUUAGCUAUCCUCGAAGGCCCUCAUCCCCAAAUCCCCAUCUGACAAACCAAGCGAUCUCCCAAGGAAGUGGAAGACGGACGCCACCUCCGCAUUUUCCAGUUCCACUAACAAGGAGCCCUGGUUCUGGAGAAGGACGUCUAGCUUCCUAGAUAUGGAUUUUGAUUUGAAAGAUCCAUUGUGGCGGCCAAGUAAGAAAAAUUUACACAUGAUCUUGUAAAAAAGAACGGCAGCAUCAAGAUCUCUCCUGGGGACAAUGCUGUCUACGUCCAGCUACCAGGUGAGGUUGAAACAGGAUGCUGUGCCAAGAAAGUCAAGACGGUCCCACAAGACGCCAAUUCACACUUUGGGCUAGCGCUCCACUGCCUGCCUGCCUGCCUGCAAGCACGGGCCAAACUCUAUUUGGUCGCCGCUCAUAGGUAGGCGUGCCAGGGACCACCUCGCCAGCCUCAGACAUCUACUUCAGGGACCGAUCAAAACAUCCGCCAAAUUUUCUGCAGGUACUUACUUUCAAGAAGAGUGGAAAGAAACGACCACCGGCAUACCAUCUUCAUAACAGCGGAUACAUAAAAACACACGCCAUGGAGACCUCAACGCCCCGAGUUACCUGCGCCUACCUCAACUCAUACGUCGGCAGGAAUGUUAUGGUCGUGGGCAAAGUUGCCCAAAUCCGCGGUGAAGACGCCAUCAUCGACGCCGACGGCAACAUCUCUUGCAAGCUGAAUCGCGAUGCCCACCUGGUCCCGGGCAACGGUGUCCAAGUCAUUGGCAAAGUAAACCCAGACCUGUCAGUCAAAGUCCUCAGCUCCCUUGACCUGGGCACGGGCGUUGACUACAACCUUGCCAACACAGUGGUGGAGAUAACACAUCAGCACAAGAACUUGUUUACCAACGAGUAGACGUCAUACUGAACUUAAUAGAGCAUAUACCUAUUUUUUUUCUUUUUUUUCUCUUUUUUUCUUUUCUUUUCUAGCAACUCGAGAUCGGAGAUCCUUUCAUGGAAGCAUGACUCGACUAUUUUUUUUUGGUGUGGCUCAUAGAUAAUGGCAAAUAGAGCUAUUGGCUUGCUGAUAAAUCUAUACAUUCUCUCAAACUGUUGGGAACACACAGA
This is a messenger RNA of Podospora bellae-mahoneyi, 1147 nucleotides long. RefSeq lists its product as uncharacterized. Gene Ontology annotation, molecular function: single-stranded DNA binding; damaged DNA binding. Lineage: Eukaryota; Fungi; Ascomycota; Sordariomycetes; Sordariales; Podosporaceae. The coding region runs from base 618 to 935 and encodes 105 amino acids. Gene Ontology annotation, cellular component: site of double-strand break; DNA replication factor A complex; nucleus. The transcript has 3 exons. Gene Ontology annotation, biological process: base-excision repair; nucleotide-excision repair; mismatch repair. The record is from RefSeq and is a predicted model, not a curated record.